Molecule: messenger RNA, 1833 nt
Organism: Pistacia vera
Lineage: Eukaryota; Viridiplantae; Streptophyta; Magnoliopsida; Sapindales; Anacardiaceae
Product: zinc finger BED domain-containing protein RICESLEEPER 2-like
Exons: 3
Coding region: 1-1833 (610 amino acids)
Molecular function (GO): protein dimerization activity; DNA binding
Source: RefSeq, a predicted model, not a curated record
AUGUCAUCAAAGAAUAUUGACAUUGAAGAGAAUAUCUCAAAUGUGCGUGCACAGCCCAAGCAAUACAAUGUGUGGCAACACUUUGAGAAAAUUGUCAAUGAGACAACGGGCAUAGUAGACCGAACAAAGUGUUUGUAUUGUGCAAAGAUGUUGGUGUUUAAUGUGACGAAUGGAACUUCUUCUAUGCAUAAGCAUUUAUCCAGUUGUAAGAAACGCCUAAGCAAUGUAGAUAAAAGCCAAACACUUAUCUCAACUUUCAAGACCACAAACAAAGAAAGAGCAGAAAGUAGUAUGAUUAGCACUUGGAGAUUCAAUCAAGAAGUGUCUAGGCAGUUGCUUGCUGAAAUGAUUAUUAUUAUGGAAGAACCUUUUCGAAUGGUGGAGCAGCCACCAUUUAGGAGAUUUCUAAGUUCAUUGCAACCUUUGUGGUCUGAUAUUUCUCGCAACACAUUGGCUAUGGAUGUUGUGAAGCGUUUUGAUUCUGAGAAGGUUUUACUGAAAAAUAAAGUGUCCACUAUAAUAGUUGACAAUGCUAGCGCUAAUGACGUGGCAAUUGCUUACUUAAAGGGCAAAUUAGCGCUACUUUUGGAUGGCGAGUUCUUCCAUAUGAGAUGCACUGCUCAUAUUAUGAAUUUGAUUGUAAAGGAUGGUUUUAGUGAGACAAAGGAUUGUAUUAGCCGAAUUCGUAAUUCGGUUAAGUAUGUGAGGAGUUCCCCUACUAGAUCCGAAACAUUUCAAAGAUGUGUAAAAGAAGAAAGGAUUGCUUAUAAAGGUGGUGUGUGUCUUGAUGUUGCUACUAGAUGGAACUCCACCUAUUUGAUGUUAGAUGUUGCACUAAAAUUUAGGAAAGCUUUUCAGAGGUUGGAAGAUGAGGAUCCAAACUAUGUUAUAGAUUUGUCACAUGAUCCACCUUCUAACGAGGAUUGGGAAAAAGCAAAUGUAUUUGCUAAAUUCCUCAGAAAAUUUUAUGAAGCUACAAAUAAAAUGUUGAGGUCGAACUAUGUGACUUCUAACUCUUACUUUCAAGAGACAAUUGGUAUUGUACUUUGUUUGAAUGAAUGGGAGAAAGACACAAAUCCAGUACUUAACAACAUGUCAAUGAAAAUGAAAGAGAAGUUUGAUAAGUAUUAUGGAAGUGUUGAUAGAUCCAACAUGAUGGUAUUGAUUGCAGCAGUUUUAGAUCCUCAGUUUAAAAUAAAAUAUGUGGAGUGGGGGUACAAAAAGAUUUAUGGCAAUGAUUUUCAAAAGGUUGGGUUGAUGUAUGGAAAGUUGAGAGAUUUGUUACAACGGUUGUAUGAUUUUUAUGUGGAGGUUGUAUCAAGUUUCCAAGAAAGCCAAGUUUCCACUUCUUCCCAACCUACCGAAAUUGGUCAGUCUUCAGUUACUGGUGUGAGUUGUGAUGAUAGUGACUACGACCCCUCCUUAGACGAGUAUGAGGAGGAGAUGAAGAUAGAGGUUCAUGAUAUGACUAAAUCAGAGUUAGAAAUUUACCUUGAGGAGAAAUGUCUUCUCGUGAAGUCCAACUUGAACAUACUAGAUUGGUGGAAAGUAAAUGCUGUAACGUAUAAGGUUCUCUCGCAUAUGGCAAGAGAUGUGUUUGCCAUUCCGGUAUCUACAGUUGCUUCUGAGUCAGCUUUUAGUACAUCAGGUCGUGUACUUGAUCAAUUUUGGAGUUCUUUAAGUACACCUGUUGUGGAAGCAUUAGUUUGUACACAUGAUUGGUUGAGAUAUGCAUAUACCCCAGCUACUUUUGAGGAUUACUUAAUGGAUGCAGAAAGUUACGACUUAGAAAUUAAUGCUCAUGAUGCAAGCAAUUUGGAGCAUGGAGUAUGA